CACUGGAAACUGGCUUCCCUCAACAGCAGAAAGCUUGGAGGGGAGGGGAGCUGUGCCACUAGGGGGCGCUGUGAGGACGCAGAGGCCAGCAAGUCACCAAUAGUGGCUCUGCGUGUGCUGCUACUCCUGUCCAGAGGUCUGGAGUUGGUGAGCUUUGCGCGUGUGUGUGGGCUCCUAGGUGUCAGGCCUAGCUUGAAGUGGGGACUGCUCGUCCUCUCUAACAGGCCCUUCCCAAAGGCCUCAGCCAGGCUUCCAAUUCAGUGAACCCUUUUCUACCCUUUUGCAACCCUGGCCCUACAGCCUUUAGCCCCCAAGGCCAAGCUACCCAUGAAUCGAAGUGUGAAUCUGGGUAUGGCCAUCCUUCUGCCCAGUGACCAGACUAUCUUGUUGACUUGAAGGACACGCACUCAGAAUUUCCCCCAACCUCUAGGUGGGCAUUUUUUGGAUGUCGGGCUUUGAGAGCUGUGGGAAGAAAGCAGACUACAGCUGCCCAAGGACCAGUUGGUCCCUCUGGGGUUAUGAGAGUCUGUUUACCCACCUAGGCUGAGGUAGGAGUUCCCCAAGUACCAUCACAUCAUUAUGUAUUUGUGGCCUCAAAAGUCACAGCAGCAUCUGCAAGCCCAGAUCCAACCAAACUCAGGUGAAGUGAAUGACCUUCUGUGGCUCAGACCAGAUAUGGAAGCUGCAGUGGCUGAUGAAGAUGGGACAGAGACAGCUGGCUUUCUCCUCCAAGACCUACCACCACAACGCAGUGCAAUACAACUAGAAGAGGAUGGAAGAACCCGACCUGUGGUUCUGCCCAUGUCCACACUGCUGCAGACAACUCCAACCACAGCAGAGGAUGUAGAGAGGGUCAGCACUGGAAACAAGUUUGCUCUUGGGCUCUGGCUGCAACAUCUGAGCAGGUAAAGGUGAGGAGCAACUCAACUGGAAUUGUCUAAUAUUCUUACGGCCAGAAAGAGGAAGGAAGAAAGAACUGCUCUUGGAAAUCCCUGUGGAAUAUCCCCACUAGUGAAAGUAGAAUUUCCAUAGACCCAGAAUCAGCAAAGAAUGGAACAUGGACCCUGUUGUCCCAAACCAGGAGUCUGGAAAGUAAAGUGCAUCACCCCUCCCCAACCCACGUCCAUGACACUCACAGAACAUUCACAACCUUUAUUGUGGGUGAGAACUUUGCUACAGCUUUGGGAAUAAAAAGUAAAAUUACAAUGUAAAUCCUAGGCCCUGGAAGAGCCUAAAAAAAAAAAAUUGGGAAGGAGGGCACAGGGGUCCUCCCUCCACCCAGGAAAGGUGCAGAAUGAGCCAGGCCCAACCACAAGGCCAUGGUUCUCCGGAAGCUUAGGUUCUGGGCUGAUUGACAUUAAGAAACAUUGUGAACUUAAAUAUAUAAAAUAGAGAGAGACCUAGGCAAUAAGCCAGGCCCUCCCCGCUUCCAAACCCCUGGAGAUCACAACUAAGGCCUUAUCUUCUUAGUCGUAGUGGGAAGUAGGAGGCAAGGGAAGUCAUCUUUGGAGUGUUUUGGUUUUUCUUG
This is a messenger RNA of Cavia porcellus (domestic guinea pig), 1528 nucleotides long. RefSeq names its product nudix hydrolase 17 (gene Nudt17). The record is from RefSeq and is a predicted model, not a curated record. NCBI's taxonomy places the organism in Eukaryota, Metazoa, Chordata, Mammalia, Rodentia, Caviidae.